AUGAGUGUUGGAACACAGAACAGGGCCAAUUCUGGAGAGGAACACGUCCUAGUGCUCCCCAGGGCACAGCCCUUGGCAUCACACGGCCAGGCGAGUGUGCACCUUAGCCUCGACGAGGGCGGGCGCUGCCUCCACCGCGCAGAGGGCGGGGGCCGGCAGCCGCUUGAGCUGGCCGGGAGUGGUCAAGGAAGUCACUGCUGGGUCUGGGAUCUGGGCUUAGCAAAGGGGUGGCGAGGCCAGGUGGAACCCAGCCGCGGGCCCGCCUUCGCUCGCCGGCUCAGGUUACCUGCGGCCGUGGGUGGGGCGGGCCUUCCCGUCUGCCCCGGCCCCCAGCCUCCGCGGCGCGCAGCCGGGAAGUGGGAGCGGGAGCGAGAGACUCAGCCACCUGUGACAAAUUUGAGUGUCUCUGUUGAAAACCUCUGCACAGUAAUAUGGACAUGGAAUCCUCCUGAGGGAGCCAGCCCAAAUUGUAGCCUAAGGUAUUUUAGUCAUUUUGAUGACCAACAGGAAAAGGAAAUCGCUCCAGAAACUCAUCGUUCAAAGGAAGUCCCCCUAAAUGAGAAGAUUUGUCUGCAGGUGGGGUCCCAGUGUAGUGCCAAUGAAAGUGAUAAGCGUAGCAUUUUGCUGGAAAAGUGCAUCUUACCCCUGGAAGGUGAUCCUGAGUCUGCUGUGACUGAGCUUCAGUGCAUCUGGCACAACCUGAAGUUCAUGAACUGUUCUUGGCUCCCUGGAAAGAAUUCAAGUCCUGACACUAACUAUACUCUUUACUAUUGGCACAGCAACCUGGGAAAAAUUCUUCAGUGUGUAAAUAUCUACAAAGAAGACCAAUACAUCGGUUGUUCCUUUGAUCUGAGUAAAGUGAAGGAUUCCAAUUCUGAACACAGUGUCCAAGUAAUGGUCAAGGAUAAUGCAGGAAAAAUUAGGCCGUCCUUCCAUAUAGUGCCUUUAACAUCCCGUGUGAAGCCUGAUCCUCCACAUAUCAGAAGUCUUCUAUUCAAAGAAGGUAGCUUAUAUGUGCAGUGGGAGAAUCCACCACAUUUUCAGAGCAGAUGCUUAUCUUAUGAAAUAGAAGUCAAUAAGAGCCAAACCGAGACACAUGAUAUUUUCUCUACUGACGAGGGUGGAUGUCAGAAUGCAGUGUUUGAGAGAAACAUCAAGGAUACAACUUGUUUCAUGGUCUCUGGAGUUCUUCCUGAUACUUUUUACACAGUUAGAAUAAGAGUCAAGACAAAUAAAUUAUGCUAUGAGGAUGAUGAACUGUGGAGUAACUGGAGUCAAGUGAUGGGUAUAGGUAAGAAGCCUAAUUCCACAUUUUACAUGACUGUGUUACUCAUCAUCCCGGUCAUCGUUGCGGGUGCGAUCAUUGUCCUUCUGCUUUACCUAAAAAGGCUCAAGAUCAUUAUAUUCCCUCCAAUUCCUGAUCCUGGAAAGAUUUUUAAAGAAAUGUUUGGAGACCAAAAUGAUGAUACCCUGCACUGGAAGAAGUAUGACAUCUGUGAGAAGCAAUCCAAAGAAGAAACUGACUCAGUAGUGCUGAUAGAAAACGUGAAGAAGACCUCUCAAUGAUUGGGAUAAUUUAUUUUGCUUCCAGCGUAACCUUGUGAAUAUUCCUCAUAUUCUACAUUUGUUAUCUGGGGACUCAUUAAAUGAAAACUGAAACUACUGGAACCUUUAAAAGCAGGCAGCCCAUAAGAGCCACAAGUUUUUGUGUGAGUCAUCCAUCCAAAAUCUAAAAAUAAUGGGCCCUUUGAAGAUGGUAAAGGAGUCAUUCUUACUGAAUUCUAAAAGCAGAUAUCCUUUGCAAAGUCUUCACACUAAGGGACAAAACAAAAAAUUGAUGGUAACUGUAGAAUUUAAUCUUAGUGAGAGCUGUGACAACUCCCUAAGGGAUCUAUGAUGAUGCAUAUACUUUGUGUCAACACCAAAGAAUUAUAUUUGUAUGCCAACUUACUUUUGGAUGUAAAUACUAAUGUCAAACAUGACUCAGAGAAUAUCUAACAACUAAAAUUGGUAUCUAUUGUUUGAGAUCCCAGCGAAUAAUGUUUGUGGCUACUGAAGCCCCUUACAAGUCUGGAAACAUCUGCUGUGAUAGUAUUUUUCUGUCCUUUGAAAGCCCCAGAAAUCACUGUUGGCCAUGAUAAUUAAAACCGUAAAAAAGGGUAGAGGCAGCUUCUUGACCAAGGCCAUUCCAUGCCAUUGCAGACUUUUAAACACAAUGGAGCAGAAUGACUCAUUGGGUAUUAGAGUUUGAACCAAGGAAUUGCUCAUGAGGUAUUUUUCUUCACUUCUGUUACUCACAUCAAAUGUUGACUACAUGUUUGGCUUGUACAUCAGUGCCUAGGUAUGAGGGACACACUCUGACACUGGGUUUACAGUCUAGUUGGUACUCUUUUGGUCUUACCACUCCCUUUAUCGCCAACCAAUCAGUUGUCAGAUUUUUCACCUUCCCAACUUCCAUGUCAAUAUUUCCUUUUGUCCUCUCCCUCAUUCCUUUCCUUAUGGUCUUUUGAUCUUCAUUGGAUAUUGGGAAAUAAAUCUGCUUAGAACACCUAAAGGAGCAGGGAUGAAUUUGCAUCUCAGGUGCCAUGUGAACAGACUUAGAAACAGUAACUAAUUCUUGCACAUUUUAUAACUUCCACUUGAAUCUGAAGUUGUUGAGGGUUUUCAGUAUUUAAUGUUUAUGCAUUUUCUAAACCUCAAUGAGAUACUAUCUUCACUUAGCUAUUUACUUGAGAAAAAAGGUCUAGU
This is a messenger RNA of Octodon degus (degu), 2748 nucleotides long. It is a transcript of the gene Il13ra1, whose product is annotated as interleukin 13 receptor subunit alpha 1. Bases 1 to 1566 code for a protein of 521 amino acids. The transcript is spliced from 12 exons. The record is from RefSeq and is a predicted model, not a curated record. Gene Ontology annotation, molecular function: cytokine receptor activity; protein binding. Gene Ontology annotation, biological process: cytokine-mediated signaling pathway. Gene Ontology annotation, cellular component: external side of plasma membrane; membrane. Lineage: Eukaryota; Metazoa; Chordata; Mammalia; Rodentia; Octodontidae.